This is a messenger RNA of Peniophora sp. CBMAI 1063, 2580 nucleotides long. The record is from the annotation of a GenBank genome assembly. Lineage: Eukaryota; Fungi; Basidiomycota; Agaricomycetes; Russulales; Peniophoraceae.
AUGAGUCGACUGACGAUUCAUAUCGUGUCCAGCGUACUUCUCCUCUCAGUUGUCUGCCCGGCACUCGCUCAAAGCCAGCCAACAUUCAGUGUCUUUUCCAAUGCAUCCGACAUAUAUCCCCUCCCCAGCUCUUCUUCUUGCGCGAACGCAUUGGCGGUUUCCAUUGACUGCCCGCAAAUCCUCUCCUUCGCUGUCCCCAGCUCCAGUAACCCUGUCUCGAAUCUGACAUCUGCGGACCUUGACGAACUGUGCACUUCAACUUGCUUCGACUCGCUUACCGCGGCGGUGGAUUCCGUAGACAAAGCUUGUUCAGGCUGGCCCUACAUUGUUGGCGACACCAGUUACAUCGCCUCGCUCCCCUUCCGCUUCCUCGCGUACACUUGGAACCUGACCUGUAUCACUAGCGGUGCCGCGUACUGCGUCAAUAUCGAACAAGCGAAUCCAUCUACGACGGAAUCUACUGGGGCCGAGCCUUCGUCUGUCGUGUGCGCCAGCUGCUCCCUCGACGCGCUUCGCAUACAAAUGUCAAGUCCGUUCGGUUGGGACGCAAACUUUGUCGAUGAUUGGGCGGACAUCCAGACCGAAUGCGCCGUUUCUUACGACGAUACAGUACCAUCCAGCUUGGUUCUUGACCCCAACGCCGCUGCAUCCUAUAACGCGACUUCCUAUAACGUCACCGCAACACCGACGCUUACCCCAGCCUCUGCCGCGAACUGCGCGUACGGACAGCUGACAGUCAAGUCGGGGGAUACCUGCGCUUCGAUCGCCUCAGCGAACAGUCUUUCCUACGACCAACUAGUCUCGAUCAACGGACUCGACGUCAACUGCACCAAACUCCCCGCAGCGGGCGGUCAAAUCUGCAGUUCCGGCUCAUGCACGCUCUACACCAUACAGACGGGCGACACCUGUAUUGGUUUAUAUACGAAUCACAAUAUAACUUGGACACAACUGCUUGCCUGGAACCCUCAGCUGGAUUCGACGUGCUCCAACAUCGGUAUGCAAGUCGGUAAGACAAUCUGUGUCAGUGCGCCGGGCGGCGCCUACGUUUCUUCGACUACUGUUGCCCAAGUCUCGGGUACCCCGACCGCUUUGGCCAUUCCGACUGGCGCCGUGGCGCCUGGAUCUGACAGGGCGAUCUGUGGAGGCUGGUAUGAAGCUGUCGCAGGAGACACAUGCCCUCAGAUACUCUCGAUCUAUCAAAUCACGAAUGACACGUUCUAUGCGCUCAAUCCUCUCGUCAACGAAGAUUGCAGCAAUCUGCUCGCAGGCUUUGAGUAUUGCAUUGCGGUCUUCGGCAACCUUACAACGACAUCUUCCUUCCCUGGACCGACGACUACUGGCGCAUCCCUCGUUCCCAUAUUCGGCGGCGACUUUCCGCAAGGAAUCGGCUACGUCAUGGCCACACCCAACAUGACCGUCGUUCCCAUCACAGCCACGGGAACGACAACGUACGCGUCCACUGUCACUCCCACGCCGACCGUCGCAUCAGGUACGGUACAAGAUGGGUGCCUUCAGUAUUACACGGUGCAGCCUGGCGACUCUUGCUUGGGGAUCGAGACCGUGUCUGGCAUAUCUGACGUCCAGUUCCGCACAUGGAACCCUGAGAUCAAUGCAGACUGUAGCAAUAUCGAGGUCGGACUGGCAUACUGCAUCUUUGGGCCCUACGUGCAGUAUACGCCUACUACCGGCAACGUUCCACCGGAGACAUCAACAAGCACAACUGCCACGUCGACCUCGACAUCAGUGCCUCUUCCCACGAAUAUCGCUACCGGAACAAUCACGACAGGCUGCACGACAUACUACACCAUACAGUCGGGCGACGGCUGCGCGGGUAUAGAGACUACUUACUCCAUCACCUUGUCCGACUUCAUCGCAUGGAACCCUGAAGUGAAUGCGCAAUGCACGAACAUCCAACUUGGCCUUGCAUACUGUAUCGCUGGUCCUCCGCCAUCGAGUAGCCCGACGCUUCCAGGAACUCUCGCGGGCUGCUCUGCGUACUAUACUGUGGAAUCGGGAGAUACUUGCGCAGCGAUGGAGAGCAACUACAGCGUUACACUCGACCAGAUCCGUCAAUGGAAUACAGAGGUCGACGCAAACUGCGAUAACAUACGACCCGGAUACGCGUAUUGCAUGUCUGGCCCGACUGUUGGCUCGGGGAGCUUACUGCCGUCCGAUGGUUGCACGGACUACUAUACAGUCCAAUCCGGCGAUAAUUGCACGGUGAUCGAGUCUGCGAGUGGCAUCACACUCGCACAAUUCCUGGCUUGGAACCCAGAGGUCAACAGCCAAUGUUCCAACAUCCAGUCGGGCUUGCUGUACUGUGUUGCAGGACCGUCGACUAUCCCGACAACGACCGCGACCACGUCCACGUCUGCUGCAGCAGCACCGACAGGAUCGGGCACUAUUACCCCGGGCCAGGGCUGCAAGAAGUACUACACGGUUGCUUCAGGGGACAACUGUAGCGUCAUUGAGAGCAAGUUCAGUAUCACGCUCGCACAGUUCACGAAGUGGAACCCGGAGAUCAACUCGGCCUGCACAGACCUUCAACUUGGUGUACAGUACUGCGUCGCCGGCCCUUGA